Molecule: messenger RNA, 1560 nt
Organism: Trypanosoma rangeli
Lineage: Eukaryota; Euglenozoa; Kinetoplastea; Trypanosomatida; Trypanosomatidae
Product: AAA+-type ATPase
Exons: 1
Coding region: 1-1560 (519 amino acids)
Molecular function (GO): ATP binding; ATP hydrolysis activity
Source: RefSeq, a predicted model, not a curated record
AUGGACGCCUACACGUCAUUGUUGAACCUGAACUUCAUGUCGGCCUGGCGAACAGGCAACAGCCUGAUUGAUAUGGUCAUUGCCAUUACCAUUCCUCUUCUGUCAAACUGGGUGGCAAGGUUCUUCUCCGUCACUUGGCCUGAGUUUGUGAGGACAUUGCUUCACUGGUACCUACCUAAAAAGGUGCAGGUAAAAAUUCAGCACGGUCUGGCCGAUCGAUAUCAGCGGGCGGUGGAUUUGACGGAAGGGUCUGUGCUGCAGGAGGCUGUCGAGCGAUACAUCAGCAGUCAGGUGAAGCCUUUCUACUCAAAUGGGGAGUUUGUGUACAGUAUGGUGUCACCCAGCGAUGGACCCGAAAAAAAGACCAUGGCGCAGUUAUUGGAGGAGAACUUUAAGCUUUUCUGUCGGCCCAUGAAAGAGAGUGUUAAUCUAGGGAACGGCAUGUUUAUUCGCAUUUGGGAAUCUGAGGAUAAGGAGCCUGAAAAAUCAGAGGGGGCCGUGAACAACGGCCACAGAGGGAGGGGGCAGGAGAAGCAAACAAGGUCCAAUCUGCGAGAGAUUGUCUUUACGGAAAACUCAGGAGGCCGCACUGAGGGCGACGAAGUGUUAACAUUUACACGGGCUGCGUUUGAGUGGUACGUGCAGAGCUUGGAGACGGUAUCGAGCCGGAAACGCUACCUCUACCAGCCUCUGCGAGGAACAGCCUCCUUUGAAGAGGUGCAUGGUGAACUGACGAAGGUUGUGCGCUACCCGCUGUACGACCUGAAGUCAUUUAACUCCCUCUUCUUUCCUGAGAAGGAGAAGCUUAUAGCGCUGCUUGAACAGUUUGAAAACAAAACUGGCAAGUUUGCCGUGCCCGGCUUUCCUCAUAAACUCAUCUUGCUGCUCCACGGGCCACCUGGCACAGGCAAGACAAGCCUUGUCAAGGCUAUGGCACAAUACACGGGGCGCCACAUUUUCUCUGUCCCUCUUGCGCAGGUGCGCACCAAUCACGAGCUUAUAUCCUGCAUGCAUGACCAGCUCUUUGAGGUGAGCAACGAGCGCCAGUACUGGAGGGUGUCACUCCGCCCAGAGAACGUCAUCUAUCUCCUAGAAGACGCUGAUGCCACCUCCGACGUUAUGCUUAAAAGUAAGGAGAAGGAAGCAACGACGAAGACUCAAGGCAAAAGACUUCUUCGCCCACAAAUGGACGCACUUAGUACAAAAGGACUGUUAGAGGCCUUUGGUGGAAUUCUUGAUACCCCAAAGCGCAUAAUUGUGAUGACCACAAAUCAUAUCGAUAGACUAGAUAGUGCUAUUAUUCGCCCAGGUUUUGUCACAAUGCGAUUGUACAUGGGGAAUUUCACGACGGAAUACGCAGUGCAGAUGGUCAGGCAUUACUACGGGCCUGAGGCAGCCACAGAUGAGCGCCUGGAGUGUCUGAAGGAGGUUUUGCAGCGGGCUAGUGAGACGGCGAUUUAUUUUAGUCCCUCCGAGCUGGAGCAGCUUUGUGCAGAGUAUGACGAUAUCGAAGAUCUCAUUGAGGUGCUGAAGAAUGGAAGUCGAGAACAGAUGUUCUAA